This is a messenger RNA of Mytilus californianus (California mussel), 6927 nucleotides long. Its product is annotated as cyclin-dependent kinase-like 4. Gene Ontology annotation, molecular function: cyclin-dependent protein serine/threonine kinase activity; ATP binding. Gene Ontology annotation, cellular component: nucleus. Gene Ontology annotation, biological process: protein phosphorylation. The record is from RefSeq and is a predicted model, not a curated record. The transcript is spliced from 15 exons. NCBI's taxonomy places the organism in Eukaryota, Metazoa, Mollusca, Bivalvia, Mytilida, Mytilidae. Bases 798 to 2870 code for a protein of 690 amino acids.
AAAAUGAAUAACACUAUUCAAAUUUAGGUUAUUUUUUUUGUGCAAAACACAGUUAUUACUGAAAAAAAUUGUGACUCAAUAGAACCGGAAGUCAAACAUUUGUUGUCACUAGAUACAUGCGUUCUGGCAAAAGUUCAACACAAGUAUGAAUGGUGUAAUUAGCAUUUACAGUGUUAAUCAUGUUGCGACUGGAUUAAACAGUUGUUGAUUGCAAAACACUUGAUCUGACAACCGAUAAAAGUUAUUUCAUUUAUUUCCGGAAGUCAAUGUUUUGUUUAUUUGAAGUAAAAAAAAUUAUCAUGUUAUAUUUUAGACUUUGAAAAUUCACGUGUUUCAAUCUAUUUUUAUUUACAAAUAAAUAACUACAGUAUCUCGGAUUACUUCUGCCAAAAACGUGCGAUUAGUUGGAUUAAAAGUUCUAUUGAAGUUGUUAAGAAACAAAUAUGAAGAACAGUGAAUUACAAGGAGUUCAAUAAUGUUAUAUAGAAAUAAUAAGUUCAUCAUGAAGCAGACGACAACUUUCAUUUUGAAGUAUUAUUGAUAGAAUUUAUAUUUUAGGAUAGUAUUUUAAAACUUUGACAGUGAGAGUGAAAGUAGAUCAGCUGUUUUACCCAUAAAUUUAUUGCAAUUUGAAGUGAAAAUGUUUCAUUUGUAUUUGUGAAUAUUGGCAUAGAUAAAUAACAAUGUGGAGAAAUUAGUGAUAUAGUGGCAUAUAAACAAUUAGAUCAAGGAUAGCCUACUAGUACUAAAUAUUAAAUAAAAGGCAUUAAAAGCAAAGGACAGAAUUGUAGUCCACAAUGGAGAAGUAUGAAAAUCUGGGAUUAGUUGGUGAAGGAAGUUAUGGAAUGGUCUUAAAAUGUCGACAUAAAGAGACUGGACAGCUUGUAGCUAUUAAAAAGUUUUUAGAAAGUGAAGAUGAUAAAAUGGUGAAGAAGAUUGCCCUUCGAGAAGUCAGAAUGUUAAAGCAACUACGACAUGACCACCUAGUCAAUUUAAUAGAAGUGUUCCGUAGAAAGAAAAGACUUUAUUUAGUAUUUGAAUUUGUUGAUCAUACUGUGUUAGAUGAACUAGAAAAAUGUCCAAAUGGAUUAGAUGAAAACACUGUUCGUAGAAUAUUGUGGCAAGUCUUGAAAGGCGUAGAAUUUUGUCAUGUACAUAAUAUCAUUCAUCGUGAUGUAAAACCAGAAAAUAUUUUAGUUAGUAAAUCGGGUGUAGUAAAAUUGUGUGAUUUUGGUUUUGCACGAACUCUUGCACAACCUGGAGAAUCUUAUACAGAUUAUGUAGCUACCAGGUGGUACAGGGCACCAGAAUUACUAGUCGGAGAUACAAAAUAUGGAAAAGCCGUGGAUAUAUGGGCAAUAGGUUGUUUAUUAUCAGAAAUGCUUACUGGUGAACCAUUGUUUCCUGGAGAUUCAGAUAUUGAUCAACUCUAUCAUAUAGUUAAAUGCUUUGGUAAUCUUACACCUCGUCACAAAGAAGUGUUCCUUAGAAACCCUUUGUUUGUUGGUAUGAGAAUCCCUGAAGUAAAGGAAACAGUGCCAUUAGAAAAGAAAUUCAACAGAAUAUCCUCCUUCGCUUUAGAUUUAAUGAAGCAAAGUUUAAGACUAGAUCCUGAUGAUAGACCUACAUGUACACAGUUACUGAAACAUGAAUUUUUCCAGAAAGAUGGUUUUAUUACUAGAAUUCAACAUGAUCUGAAACAGAAAGUACACAGAGAGACACACAAUAAUCCAUUAAUAAAAACAUCGUCUAGUGAAAAAGAGGACGGAGACGAUGCCAAAGGAUCAAAUAUCAAGAAAAAGAAAAAAAUUAAUGAUCUUAAAGAUAAUAAGGAUGUCAAUAAGAAAGACAACAAAAAGGAAACAGAAAAACUUGCUAAAAAGACUUCACAGCAAAACACGAGUUUGACCCCUGUAAAUGCUAAAUCCCCAUCUGGGGAUAGUCAGAAGGAAAAAGAGAAAAAUAUCAGAGACCAACGUGAAAAGGAAAAGACAAUGAUUAAAGACUCAAAAGUGUCUAAUAAUGUCAAAGAAAGAGACAAUAAAAUUAUCAAAGAUCAAACAAAAGACAAGGAAAAAACUGAUAAAAUUGAUAGGAAAAGUGAUAAAGAAAAUGAGAAGGAUAUUAAAGAAAAUGGUGAAGGAAUUAAAGAGACAACACCUUCAAUACCUCCUAUUGUGAAUAAUGCUGGUCAAACUAAUCAUGUUUCUACUACAAAUAAUCCACAGUCAAUGCCUUCAAUAACCAGCAGACCAGUUCUUGUCAUUAAAUCCCAGUGCUUUAACUUUUUAAGUCCUUUUCCUAGUAUGUCACCUUUUACACCUACAAUGACACCAGGUUCGUUCACUCCUAGUUUGUCGCCUAGUGUUGCCUCUGUACAAAUGGCAAGUCCGAUAGCGAACUCUCCAAUAUUUUUUGGUCCUCCCCCAUUAAGAGAUCGAGGGACACCUCAGGCAUGUUGGAUAACCGAAUUACGAAGAAAUGCAAGGUAUAAUGGGAUUGGCUGUUUCAAGAAAAUUGAGAUGGUCAGUGACAAGAUGGUGAAGAAGACUCCUUCCCACAUGCAAAAGAAAAACCUAACAAAUCACCACAGUAGUACUUUAAGUCCACAGCCAUUUCAAUCAGAGAAAAGUUUUCUUCAUGAUAAACUCAAAUCAAAAAGUCCGGAGAAAAGAGAAAAAGAAGGUCUUAGUUUUCCUGAAGUUAGAGGUGCUGAAGCUCAUCCUACAAAAACAAAACCUCUGCAGACUAAACAAAGAACAACCAUAGCUCAAAUACCUCACAUAACAAAUAUAGAUCCCUUUCCUUUUGCAAAUGCGGACACUAAUGGUAAUGGAAAUGACAAAGAUGACAAUCUUCCUAUCGUAUGAUGAUGAGCAGCAAUCAAAACCAAAUCUGACCUCAGGGAUAAACUUCAUUAUAUCAGUGAUUGGUCAGCAAAAGCUUUUUGUUCACAGUAUAUAACAUAUUAUACUGUCUAUAAAAGAAUACAAAAAGUGAGCCUGAUGAGACAUGUCAUCAGUUAUCAUCAGCCAGAACAUUUUGAUUCAGUAUGUCAUCUAUUCUAAUGACAGAAAAACAUCAAGAACAUCAUACGUUCUCAAACAGAUGUCAAUUCAUAUUUCAAAAAAAGUAAUUCAAAUUUUUGACUCAGUUUAUUUGUUUUUCUGAAAAUGUGAAAGUAAAGGUGCAGAGAAGCAGUUUAAAAUGGGGGCAAAUCUAUAUUUAGAAAUGUGGGAUAAUUUGAAUUUUUGAAGAUCUCAUUCUGACAGUUUCACGUCUGACUGUUUAUACAGGAAUCGUUGUCUUUAUUUACUUUCUAACUAUGUUCAUGCAAAGUAAAUAAAAACAAAAUUAUAUCGGUAAAAUUAUUGAAUUAUUACAGGAUUAUUAUUGUAAAUGAUAUCUACCGAUUUAUAUAAGGUCAGAUAUUUUUAAUACCUGAUAAGUACUAAUUCAUGUGAUAAUUGUAUAUGUGCCAAGUAUACUCCGUCUUCUUUUUAAGUUUGCAUUUAUUUUUACAUGUAAAGCUUUAUGCAUUUUGAAAUUUAAAAAGCAUAAAAAAGUAUUCUGCAUUUUCAAUUUCAUUAUGAAAUAGGAAGAGCAUUUUCAGUAUUAUUUGUAAAUUGUUCAAAUAUUAAUAUUUGCACUUUAUUUUGAUAUUCUAUGUACAGAAUAUUGAGUGUUUUUUUCCAUAUCAAAUCCCAUAUCAUAUUCCAUAUCAAUCUUAAUUAUUCAUAUCUUCUCAAGAGGUUUAUUUAAGGAUGUUCGCUACUCUUGAUUUUGACUUUUUGUCAGAUAUUCAGAAUCCUCUUGUUUUAUCCAUAUAGUGCCAAUAAAAAUUUUGCUAAUACCUACUUUUCUUUUCAUAAUUUUUUUACAUUUAGUUUAAAAAGCAAUUUUUAAAAAUAUAAAAUCUUGUUAUUUUUCAUAGUUCUUGAAAGAAAAAUGUGCCAAAGUUGAAAGUAUGAUAAUCUAAAGAAUCAGUUCCAACCAAAUUUUCAAUGGCAUACAUCUCAAAAUUAAUGACAUCAACAUUUUAUUUUUCCUGCUUUUUUAAUUUCUUUAUUUAUGUUUAUUUAUUACAGUCUUUUAAAAAGCUUGUUAUUUUGAAACUGACCAGCUAACAUCCUUAAGGGCCUGUUAUUGUCAACAUUUCCUAUCAAUAAGAUACUAUUGUCUUUGUUUAUAUUUAUGUAACACAUUUAUCAGUCAUAUCCAUUGCCUUCAUCAUUGGUUAAUGAUAUGUGUUAAGUAUUUCAUUCAGACAGAUAUGCAGAAAAAUCAUAUUUAUUACAAAAUUCAUGAUAGGAAAAUGGUUUUGACAAUUCUGUCAACUGAAUAUAUUUUUAUGCCCUGCCUCCAUUUGAAAUUAAGUCAUUGACUUUGAAUCGAAAUUCAUGCCUCAUACAUUAUGGGAUGUAUGAUAUUGUGAAUUUACCCCAAAAAAUUUAAUCAACAUAAAUAAAUGCACAGUAAUUUAUUUGAUAAGGAGGUAGACUUUAUAUAUGUAUGUGUUAUGCAAUUGUUUAACAAUGUUUUUUUUUAUUAGAUAGUGCAAAGGAUUUAUAAAGUAAUAUACAUCCUUGAUAGUGCAUUGUACAUUGCCUAAUAUUUAUUAAAUGUAAAUAGAGUUCUGUUACUAACUGAAUGUAUAUGUGCAAUUCUAAUAAAUUUUGUAAUAACUUAUUGCAAUAUUUAUAAUGUUCAUGAUAAAAAAAAACUGUUCACCAAGUUUUAUAUAUGAAUGGUUAAAAAAACAUCUGCUGAGCACCAGUAGAAAUGCAACAAAAUUUAUCCGAAGUCUACUUUUGGAUUCCUUUUGUAUGACAAUACAAAACAGUUCUUGUAAUCACAUGCACCAAGCCCAAAGGAUAAAUGAUAAAACUUUCAAUUUUUGAUAAAUUUGUAAGACAGCUCAAUAAUGGUUCAAAUUUGCUGUUCAAAAUGCAAAUUUUUAUGUAAAAAAAAGGGGCGGGAGGGGGGGGGGGGAUAAUAUUAAGGAAUUGAUGAAUGUUAGGAUUUCAUAUUGGAAAAGCUAUGAAAAUUGUCAGAAUUGUUCUGUAUUCAUAUGCAAAAUCUUACAGUUGUUAAACAACUUCCUACGAAGAUGGGUUUGUUUGAAUUUAUAUUUGAUGGAAAAUACACUUAGGUGUUGCAUUUCUAUUAGCACUUUAUAUAUAUUAGACUCAAAUAUCAUUUUUGGAUAAAAGGCAAAUGGCAUUAUCUUUAGGAUUUCUUUUACUUAUCUUUCAAUCUGCAUUUUCCAAAAAUGAUCUAUUCUCAGAUAGAUUUCAAAAAGAAAGCUUCUUAAUAAUUGAUUUUAUCACAAUCAUGUACUUUUACAUAUACAUGUAUAUACAUACUAAAAAAAUGUUUACAAGGGUGAUAAUAGCUGAAUAAAACAGAAUGAAAUAUUUUAUGCCUAUUUGAUCAUCCAUUAAAAACUUCAGAAGAAUAAUUUACUAUUGUACCUUGUGACACCAUCUUUGACUUUGUAUCCUAUUUCAUUGUAUUCCUCCUCUCACUGAGUAUGGGUGAUAUGAAGGAAUGAUUUAUACAAGUAACUAUCAAAUUAAAAAUGACUAUCUGGUAUAUGAUUUAUUCCUGGAUUAGCUCAAAAAAUAUUUGUUUCCAUUUAAAUUACUUAACUUUUUUCAUAGAAGUUCCUUUUACGAGGAUGUGGAUGUGUAUGUUUUCAUUAUUAUAUAAAAACAAAUCUAAAUCCCAUUGUUCCUCUUUGUCAUCAUUUAUUUAUUCAUGCUAGAUUUUUAGUCAUUUCAUGAUUUGAAAUUUUUGUUAAUUGUACAUCAAAUUGCUAUUUUUAUGAUUUGGAAACCUAGAGAUAUGUAUAAUAUCUAUGAAUAAGGCUUACAGUAUUAUCAGUAUCAAAAUAAAUCAGUAUUACAUAUUUUACUCAUGUUAACUUUUAUAUGAAAAAAUAUGCUCAGUUUUGUUUUAAUGUUGAAAAAUAGCAUACGAUACCAAACCAAAAUUAAACCAACAUAGUCUAGAUGUCUUUAGUUGGAUGUUUAGUUCAAUAGAGUCUUCAAUAAGGUGUUUUGUAUGCAUUUAACAGAUACUAUUUAUUAUAAAUAGCAAAUGUAAUAUUAUUAAAAAUAGCCAAUUUAUGUAACAAAAUACCCCGGUUGGUCAUUUGUAUACAAAAUAAGUGUGUACUGUAAGCUGAACUUUCUGUGAUUUUAUGUAUGAAAGAAGACUGUGUGUGAGAUUGUUAAACCCUAUGUGACUGUAUUAUUAUAUUAUAUUAAUGAUCAAUGAUUUAAAUAUUGUUCAGAAUCUUGAAUUAUGAUAAGAUACGUGUUGUCAUCUUUGUUUUUAAAAGAUAACUAUUAUAUUACUAUCGCUACAUAUGUAUAUGCUGCAUUUGAUAGGAAAAUGAUAAAAGUAAUGAAAAAGUGCAUGAAUUAAUUUGAGAAUUUAUGAUUCAAUUUGGAUUGUUGUCAUUUUUACUUGUAAUCUCAUUCUUUAUAGUCUUUGAACAUUGAAACAAUCAAUCAAUCAUUUUAACAUGUUUGAAUAUUAAAGAGUACACAGAGACAUUCAAGUUUUUUGUUUUAAAAAUUUGACCACUUGGCUAUAUUUUUCAUGUUUCAUUUUGUUGCCAAGAAACCCUUAUUGUUUACCAGUUUUUAUGAUUUGUGGGAGUGAAUGAAUUUUAUAGAUAUUUUAUUGUAUGUGCCAAUUGUAUGAAUAUGUGAAGAUAUUGAGUAUCAUUUUUAAAUGAACCGACUACUCAUUUUGCAUGAACAUAUUGUUAUUUGUUUCAUUUCUUUAGAAAAUAAUUGUUCACAAAAUAUCACAUGUUUAUAUAAAAUGUUGUUUUGUUGAAAUGAGGAAAAAACUCAUGUUUUCACAAUAUUGGGUGCUUUCUCAAUUGAAGAAAGAAUAAAAACUGAACAUCCA